Molecule: messenger RNA, 3528 nt
Organism: Lobosporangium transversale
Lineage: Eukaryota; Fungi; Mortierellomycota; Mortierellomycetes; Mortierellales; Mortierellaceae
Exons: 2
Coding region: 1-3528 (1175 amino acids)
Source: RefSeq, a predicted model, not a curated record
AUGAGUACUGGUCCUCAUCCUGCCAAUGUCAAGGACAACCAACAAGCAACAAUGUCCAGUAAAGAAAAGAAAUCAUCAAGCCAAUCUAAAAACCAGACACCAGUUCUUAUGCCCACAGACUCUUUUCCUCAAAAGCCGUGUGCUCGAAAUACACCAAUGCUCUCCAUUCAACCACACCAUACUGAAAUCUCCACAGACCGGCCAUUAGUUUCGGGCCGACUUCUUUUACAUAUCCCAAAGCUCGCCACCAAACGAUUCCAUUUUGUUUCAUUGGCUCUCCAUUUACGACUCAAGGAGUCUAUCGCAUGGACGCGACAGGAUCUGAUUACGUUUGAAAUAGAGAAACAAAAUUGGUCCCAGACAGUCUGGGAUAAAAAGCUCAUGCUGCCCUUUCAGGAUCGGAUAGUGGAUGAAAGUGAUGAGCCACAUGUGGCUGUAGUCAUGGAGCCAUCGAAAAGCAAAAGCCGGAUUGCUAUCGAAGCUGAAGAGUGGCGAUGGGAAUGGUUGAUGCCUGUUACAGACAAUGAGGUUCGCCCUGAAAGUUUCGAAGGUUCAAUGGGCAAUGUUUGGUAUGAAUUAGAGGCAAAGUGUCUCUUCCGCUGGGACGACAUAGAUAAUGAGGGCAAUUUGGAGACUGGUGAGCCUCUUCAAAUGGUGGAAACAGUGUAUGGCACAAUGGUAGGCCAAGGAUCAAAUCGAAGUACGGGGACAGCCAUCCUUGAAGGCUCGACGAGAAAAGCGAAAUCUUUAGCACAGGCCUUCGGAAAAUUGCGCAUGGGAUCCAAAAGCAAGAAAGUUCAACAACCUGGUGAUUUUAAAGUCGGAAAUCAACACGACGAGUUUAUCAAACGUAGUCUUCAGCAAAGAAACGACAUCAUGCAACAGUUAAACGCCUCAAAUGAUGUACUAGCAGAAAACAAGGGGGACCUUUUAGUUGCGUCUUCUUGGAACCAGAGCACGCCUCAUCUAGGCAUGCAAUUACAAGACUCUGUAGAGACCAGCGAACCCACUCCUUUUCUGGUACGCAAGCUUAUCAAGCUCUAUUUUAUUAAACCUCCUCCCAGCAUAUCACUCGGCAGCCCAUUCUUCCUGCCGCCGCCUUCUAUGGCACUGCCAACCCUUCCAGGCACGCGUCGUUUAAAGGCCAUUGUACCAGGAGCGCGUAUUCAGGUUCAAGUACAGAUCCCUUCAUUGAUCCCUACCCCAGGAUAUGCUCGCACAUCGCAGCUUGUUCCAGAUCACAAAAAGGGGGUCCUUGUGCCUAGCAAGAACAAUGUUCAGCAAACUCAACAAUCUCAAAAUCAUCAUUUUUAUCAUAACCUUCAUUUUCAUCACCACCAUCAUAGUGACAACCAACAGAUUGAUCAGAAGAGCCUAGAUAGCUUUCAAGUCGCACUCACAGUUCGAAGAGUGACCAUGGCCGAAAUCAAUAAGGAUGACCUUUUGAAGAAGAGGUUUCUCAGCUCCACAGGACCAAGUUUUAUUUCACCCUUUGCUUCAACUGGCCAAAGUCAAUCCACCAACGCAGAGACCGCAUUGGGUAAAAAAAAUCUGCAUGGCUCUAGUUUGUCAAGCUCUAGUCUAACGGAUCAGUCUAACACAGGAACUGAACGGACUGAAAACUGGGAUCGCCUUAAAGAUGAGCAAACUUGGAGGAAAGAGAUCCGGGUUCGCAAAGUCAGAUGUGAGUUUUGGCAGAAAGAGAGCUAUCGUAUCCCUGCUCAGAAAAGUGGUGAACCGGAAGCGUCAAGGAUAGUCAAAUAUCCCCUAGGACCAAUGUAUACAUACUCUGAAAAAGAGCAGGAAGAGGGAAAAGCACGCACAUCGCUGUACCUGUCUUCUCAACCAGCUCAACUUCAACAAGACGCUUUAAAACAGGGGUCUUCUGCUUCAUUCGACCCCGGUGUUGUGGGUGGGGGCACCAGUGAUGAGAAGGAGCGCCAGGUGCCGAGCUCUCCCACCUUAAAUACUACAAACAUUUCACUUCAAGCCCCAGUAGCUCCAUACGCUUCUGUUAGGAAAGGGUCGGAUGCAUCUUUGCACGCCCCUCCCAAGCUUUCUUCCGGCGUACCAGAGUGCGCAAACGCCUCUAACUCAACGCAGCCCUUCAUGUUGCUCUUCCCUGUGCGUAUGGACUCACCUAAACUUCGCCAGACAUUUUCAUGGCCUUCCGCUGAGACCCCAGCACCACUAUACAACCAGUCACUUGAUGUGUCUUCGUAUCCCAUGCCUAGGGGACUAACGGGCUCCAGUGGUGACAAUUUUCCAUCAACACAAGCAUUGUAUCAAAUGGCUAUGAUAGGCACAGCUAAUGAUGCUUCUGCAGGAGCGUCGACCGGGGAAGCUAAACUUCCAUCAGCACCAUCCGGACCAAGAGAUAUAGCACAAAGUAGCCACCCUUUAUAUUCUCGUAAUCUCAAUCAACUGCAAGGCCACGGUUUCAGCUCCGCCUCAACUCGAACACGGAUUGAAAUCAAACAUUAUUUGAUCUUACGACUUUCAAUCGAUUUGCUAGAGUUCGAGGGAGAGUUGGAUCCAGAUGAUGAGCUUGAUUUAAGGGCGAUAGAAGAACAACAGCUGCAGCAGGUCAAGAAGAAACAAGUGCUCUCAGCCUACCAAGGCGCAUCAGUAGUGCCAGGCUUUAAUUCCAACUCCGCCACAAGUACCGAUAGCUACCAUGACAGGUCGAUGACUGGGUUCCCAAAUACGAAUUCAAAAUCGACUUCAACUGCUGCGCCCAAAAGCGAGGAUUACGAUGAUCUUGACGACCAUAGCCGUGGCCCUCGUUUACACCGCAGUAAUAGUGGGGGAGAUGAAUCGUUGUAUAGCCAAUCUAAUUCUUUGCUUGGGGUAGUAUAUGACUUUGAGGGACGGUGUGCUUCAAAGGAUUCUCACGAGACUCUUAAGAGCAGCUCCUUUAGCAGCGGCGGACUCAGCCUUCUUUCAGAAGGGCCGGCCGUCGGGGCACUUGGCGCAAUCGGAGAAAAGACGUCGUCUCCUGGCUUGGAGACGAUAGUGAACCCACUAGCUGGUGGCGGAGGACAAUCAACUUUACAGCACCAAGUUGAUGCAGGUCCUUUAAGCCAUUUUGUGGAGCCGUCUUCGCGUUCUAGUACCCUUAUUCGCCAUCGAUCACCAGCUGUUACGGUGCAAAAGCUGAAAGACUUUGUUAUUAGGGUACCCAUAAAUGUAGUGACACAGGUGGAUGAUCCUUGCUGCAUUGGUACUUCAGAUGGAGCGAAUGCUGCAGAAAUAGGGAUUAACACUGCUAUCACAGAGACCACCAGCGGAAGCCAUUACUCAGAUGAAGCUACGCUGAGCAGAGCGAUGACUGAAUUUGACAGCGAGCACAGAUCGAUAACAACAGCAUAUAGCAGUGAAAUCGCUAGCACUGAUAGUAGUUCUUAUCAAGGCUUUUCUAUGGAUAUGGGACAUGAAAAAGUACAACGGCAUCAUUUCAGAGCUGGUCCGCAUGAGGAAGAAAGCCCAGAAUACGUGGAGGGCCAGUUUUUGGUAGACCAAGAAUAA